GUUACCCCCCACAAGCAGAGAAACCAAACCAAACCAAACCAAACCAAACCACAAAAUGAUGAAGUUCAUGUGCAUUUUCGUCUGCGUCGUGGCUGCCGUUUCGGCCAGCGGAUAUGGAGGUCGCCGUGGAAGCUACGGCAGUGCACCAAUUGGUGCCUACGCCUACCAGGUGCAGCCUGCCCUGACCGUGAAGGCGAUCAUCCCCACGUACGGCGGACAGCGGGGCGGCUAUGGCCAGAACCAGGGAGGAUAUGGCGGUGGCUAUGAGGCGGCACCCGUUGCCUCUGCGUACGGCAAUGCCAACAUUGGCAGCCAGUACUCCGGCUCCGGCUAUGGCGGUGCACCGCCCGUAGAUCGUGAGGCCAUUGCCCUGGCCAAGCUCGCCCUGGCCGCACCCAGUGCCGGAGGUCCCCUCGUCUGGCGCGAGCUCCCACGCCGUGUGGAGCCUGCCUACGGCCCCAGCAACUAUGGUGCUCCCCAGCAGAGGUACGCCCGCGGUGAGGAGGCCCAGGGCGCAUCGGCGGCGGCUGCCUCCAGCUCAGUGGCUGGCGUUGGCAAGAAGGGAUACAGGAAGUCAUCCGGCUACUAGGGCUACCAAAGCGCAACAACCACAGUGAAUCUAACAAUAAAUGCAACGAAACGUCAAGACUUAAA
Molecule: messenger RNA, 654 nt
Organism: Drosophila obscura
Lineage: Eukaryota; Metazoa; Arthropoda; Insecta; Diptera; Drosophilidae
Gene: Cp18
Product: chorion protein S18
Exons: 2
Coding region: 56-589 (177 amino acids)
Biological process (GO): multicellular organism development
Cellular component (GO): egg chorion
Source: RefSeq, a predicted model, not a curated record